AUGGUUCCCGAGGAGGGCUCCGACCAUGAUGAGUCCAGUUUUGAAGUCCUGCGUCUGAGCAACUUCAGCGCCAGACGCAGGCGAAAGAAAGUGGCCACCCGGGUACCUCACAGCCGGCUGCGCAAUCUCUGUGGGUUCUGGAAGUGUCGCCAUCUAUACUGUCACAACCACCCAUAUUCCCGAAGAGCCAUGAUCUGCCGGCUCGUAAAGCGUCCAUUCUGGGGGGUAGUGAUUAUCCUCGGCUUCCUUAAACUCGUCUCCCUCAUCUGGUCCGGCCUAAUCUACCUCUUUCCCGACGAUCUCGACGCCCGUCUCGACGCCUGGUCCACCCACGGCGUCCUUCCCGUGCGCUGCCACUCCCACAACGACUACUGGCGCGACGUGCCCCUCCACUCAGCCCUCAGCGCGGGCUGCAUUGGCGUCGAAGCCGACAUCUGGCUGUCCAAUUACGACCUCCUAGUCGGUCAUACUCCAUUCACCCUCCACCACGAAGUCACCCUCCGAAGCCUCUACCUCAACCCCCUCCUCGAUCUUCUCCAAAAGCACAACACCCGCUCCAGCCAACUCGAGCCCACCCACCAACCGGGCAGGCCCCGAGCCGGCGUCUUCGCCAGCGACCCGUCCCAAACCCUGGUCCUACUCAUCGACUUCAAAGAACAACCUGAAAAGACCUGGUCGGUCGUAAUGGAUCAACUCAAACCCCUCCGCGACGGCGACUACUUCACCUACUUCAACGGCUGGACAUCAUUUCCCGCCCCAUCACCAUCGUCGCGACCGGCAAUGCUCCCUUCGACCGCAUCACGGCGAACCAAACCCACCGCGACAUCUUCUACGAUGCACCUUUGGACCAACUCUCCCUACUAUCCCUCAGCAGCAGUGACGCAGACCCCGAAACCCAACCCAUCUACUCCGACCAAAAUAGUUACUAUGCGUCGGUCGACUUCAGAAAGUCCAUCGGGUCAGUUGGAGCUGGUGAGGAAGCAGAUCGAGGCAGCACAUAUGCGUGGCUUGAAGGUUCGGUAUUGGGGGACGCCGAGCUGGCCACGGGGACUUCGGAAUCAUGUGUGGCAUGUGUUGGUGCGUGAGGGGGUGGAUUUGAUUAAUGUGGAUGAUUUGAGGGAGGCGACGAGGCAGGAUUGGAGGAAGCAUCGGAGUUGGUUUUUUUGA
Messenger RNA from Aspergillus ibericus CBS 121593, 1167 nucleotides. RefSeq lists its product as uncharacterized. NCBI's taxonomy places the organism in Eukaryota, Fungi, Ascomycota, Eurotiomycetes, Eurotiales, Aspergillaceae. Gene Ontology annotation, molecular function: phosphoric diester hydrolase activity. The record is from RefSeq and is a predicted model, not a curated record. The coding region runs from base 1 to 1167 and encodes 388 amino acids. The transcript has 4 exons. Gene Ontology annotation, biological process: lipid metabolic process.